AUGGGGCAAUGGCUGUCAUGGUUCUUUGGUCGUCAGGACAAAACCAAUACAAAUAACGAUGAAAAGUGUAUUAAAUCGAAACCGACUUACGUGACGGAUGAUGGAAACAGCACAUCUAAAUCAGGAGAGCAGAUACAGCAGACUGAGUACAGGAUUACUGUCACAACUAUGGACCGGAAAGGUGCGGGAACCAACGCGAACGUGAUGUGUGUCCUUCACAACGAUCAGGGUCAAUCGACUGGUACGAUCGUUUUAAAUGCGUUUUUGAAAAACGAUUUUGAAAGAGGAAAUACGGACGAAUAUCAGAUAAACUCUACUCCACUAGAAAAAAUAGAUACGAUAGAGAUAUGGCGAGAUGACACGGCAUUAUCAACAAAUGAGUGGUUUUUAGAGGUUAUUAAAGUGUAUUCUAAGGCAUCCGACACAACGUAUGUGUUCCCUUUCCUACGUUGGAUCAAGGAACACUAUCGUUACAAAAUUCGUCAUCUCGAUACAUCGUUACCACAAGAUGAUCCUAACAAGGAACAAAGACGUAUGGAGCUAAAUGACAAAAAAGAGGCAUACCAAAUGGAGGUGAAGGUCCCCGGUCUCCAGAUACAGGCCAAGGAGAUCCCGGAUGACGAACAUUUUUCAUUCGAUUAUAAGUUUGACAUCCUUGCGCAGGCUGCAGGGUUGACUGUUACCGGCAAGAUUGUGGAAGUGACAAGUGGAAGAUGGGAAGACCUUGAUGACCUUUCAAACAUCUAUUUACCAACAGUCUUCACUAAACCAUCACCGCUAGCAAACAAAACCUGGGACACUGAUGAACACUUUGGCUUUCAACGAAUUGGUCGAAUCCACAAUACCCUGAUUAGUCUCUGUACUGAGAUACCAAACAAAUUGGCAGUCACUGACGAAAUGCUACAACCUUUCCUGGAGGGCCAGACUGUACAGGACGUAAUAUCACAGAAAAACCUUUUCUUUGUAGAUUUGGAACUGCAAGAUGGGAUACCGACCAAACCUGGAUUUACAGUGUGUGCCCCGAUUGCAUUAUUUUACCAUAACAAGCAGUCGAAACUGGUUCCAAUAGCGAUACAACUAAAGCAACAGCCUGCUGAUGAUAAUCCGGUUUUCCUGCCCUCCGACCCACCAUACACGUGGUUAUUCGCCAAGAUGUGGUACAACAAUGCAGACACAUGUUACCACCAGUCCGUCGCACAUCUCGGUUUCACACACUUGAUAAUGGAGGGAUGUGUCCUUGUCACCCAUAGAAAUCUUUCUCAUUCCCAUCCGAUAUUCAAAUUGUUGGCGCCGCACUUUAUCUAUCUCUUGGCAAUUAAUGGAUUAGCACUGGAAACACUAAUCAACCCGGGAGGUUCAAUAGAUAAAGUGAUGGCCAGUGGAAUUGAUGGAGUCUUCGAACUAAUCAGUCGAAAGUUGGCGGUAUGGCGGUUAGACGAGGAUGGGACACUGCCAGUACACCUAGAGAAGCGAGGGGUGCUGGACCCAUCCGUACUGUGUGGCUACCACUAUAGGGAUGACGCCUUACCGCUGUACUAUGCCAUUAAACAUUACGUCACGAAAUACGUCAGACUCUACUACGUUAGCCCUGAAACAUAUGCUGCGGAUCAUGAGAUCCAGGCCUGGGCCCAGGAACUUGUAAAACCUCGGACAGAGGGAGGAUGUGGCAUUCUGGGUGUUCCCGGCGAUGGCAGUAUCAACGGUGAACCUGAUCUUGUUACUAUACUGACCAGUAUCAUUUUUACGGUCAGUGUAAGUCAUGCUGCGGCCAACUUUGCCCAAUACGAUGUGUAUGGUUUUCCACCUAAUUACCCAAUGACUCUAGAAGGAACGCCUCCUGUAGACAAGACUCCUCUAACGGAAGCCGCCAUCAUCGAUGCUCUACCUGAUAAAAAUGCCACUUUUGAUGCGUUGACUCUUGUCAAAAUUCUUAGUGGCAUGGGAACAAACAAGCUAGGGGAUUUCGAGGUCAAAUACGUGUACGAUCCAAAGGCGGAAGAGGUCGUGAACGAAUUCCGACAGGAGCUGGAAGAGAUCAGCAAAAGAGUGGAGACAGCCGAAAAAAGUCGAGAAUUUUCCUACCCUUGGCUUAAUCCUGACAAUAUUCCUAACUCGAUCAGUAUAUAA
This is a messenger RNA of Ylistrum balloti, 2127 nucleotides long. Its product is annotated as polyunsaturated fatty acid 5-lipoxygenase-like. NCBI's taxonomy places the organism in Eukaryota, Metazoa, Mollusca, Bivalvia, Pectinida, Pectinidae. Gene Ontology annotation, biological process: lipid oxidation. The record is from RefSeq and is a predicted model, not a curated record. The coding region runs from base 1 to 2127 and encodes 708 amino acids. Gene Ontology annotation, molecular function: oxidoreductase activity, acting on single donors with incorporation of molecular oxygen, incorporation of two atoms of oxygen; metal ion binding; protein binding. The transcript has 18 exons.